AUGUUCAGCCGCUAUGCUUCCCUCCUGCCCGCUCUGGCUUCUCUGGCCUUAGCCUGGGCUCCUCCCUCAUACUCAGGGUACACGCUGCAGUGGAGUGACAGCUUUGCCGGCUCAACAGCAACGCUCCCUAACUCUAACAACUGGAACGUCAUCACAGGGAACCUAGGGGUGAAUGGCGAGCUAGAGACAUAUACUAGGUCAACCGCGAAUGUCCAGCUGAGUGGCGGCAGCACGCUGCAGCUGGUGCCUUUGAAGGACAGCUCUGUAUCGGGUGGGUGGACUUCAGGCCGUGUUGAGAGCAAGUACAUCUUCACGCCGAGCGCGGGAAAGGUAACACUUGCUGAGGCCAAUAUCCGGUUCGGCAGCAACCCUACCUCAAACAAACAGGGGAUCUGGCCCGCAUUCUGGAUCCUGGGGAACUCCAUCCGAUCAGGGACUGGGUGGCCCCAGUGUGGAGAGCUUGACAUCCUUGAGGCCAUCGAUGGCAAGCUGACGGGCUACGGCACCGCCCACUGUGACGUUAACCCAGGCGGCAUCUGCAAUGAGCCUAACGGCCUGGGGGGAAGCAUCACCAUUCCAGAUCAGUCAUGGCACACGUGGCGCAUGGCUUGGGACCGCACCCCAUCUAACUGGCAAUCCGAGACAAUCACCUGGUAUAUGGACGGCCAGAAGUUCCACCAGAUCACCGGGUCCCAGAUCGGCAACUCAGAUGUAUGGGCCACGCUGUGCCACGACCCGCUGUACUUCAUUCUCAACGUCGCUGUCGGUGGCUAUUGGCCCGGGAAUCCUAACUCGAACACCCUCGACGGCUACGGCAGCAUGAUGGAGAUCGGUUAUGUCGCCGUCUACGUGUCUUAA
This is a messenger RNA of Aspergillus novofumigatus IBT 16806, 858 nucleotides long. Its product is annotated as glycoside hydrolase family 16 protein. Lineage: Eukaryota; Fungi; Ascomycota; Eurotiomycetes; Eurotiales; Aspergillaceae. The transcript is spliced from 2 exons. The record is from RefSeq and is a predicted model, not a curated record. Gene Ontology annotation, biological process: carbohydrate metabolic process. The coding region runs from base 1 to 858 and encodes 285 amino acids. Gene Ontology annotation, molecular function: hydrolase activity, hydrolyzing O-glycosyl compounds.